CCGCCUGCACAACUUCCCCUGACAUCACUGCCCAAAUAAGGAGCUUGAAACGAACCUUUUCUAUUGCAGCCCGGCAGAAGAUCCCCCCGGAGUCCCAGGGUCUGCAGAGGCAAUGGCAGAGCCGCGGCUGCAGGGCGGGGGGCGAGCGCAGACCAUUUCUACUCCUUACCAAGACCAUUUUGAAUCCUAAUCCUGGCUUCCGAAGUACUUGCAGCCCGUCCCAGCCUGGUAUCAGCCGCACUUUUAACUGAAUUAAAUCUUGGGCAGACGAGGGAGAGACACCAUCAAAAUUACAGGCUAUCAAGGCCACUAAAUGUUGGAAAUGCUUUUCCAAGGCUUUUGAACUCAGAAGUGGAACAGAAGGAAGACACAGGGGGACGUACACCGUUCAGCAUUAUUUUCCUUGCACAGGAAAAAAAGAUCAUUAUGAGAUGAGCACUAAAGUCUCAAGUUUUCAAAGGUUUGCAUAACAAACAAGAGACACAUUGUGGGUUGCAUCUUGACUUUGAAGGCUUGCCACUGUCAACUGAAAUAAAAUGGCAAGGUUUAAAGCCUUAACCAAGUUCACAAGGAAAAUAUUUGGACUAAAAGUUUUGGAAAGUUUUCUCUCUUUGAAGUAGUUUGUCAUGUGUUACCAAUGUGAACUUUAUUGACCUUGAAACAUUUUUUUUUUUGAGUCAAAUAGCAACUAGUGACACUUUAGUAAAAUCUUAAAUCAACAACCAUCUCCUGGCGACUCCAGCUUCGUAGCAAAUGCAGGCAAAACAGGGAAUCUGCAGAAGAGACCUUUAUUAUUCGUAAAUGAAGCCUGCCAAAACCUUCCCGAAAUAGCAUUCAAAGACCCUUUUAAGGUCAUGGAUCCUGAACAAAGCCAGAAGAGCACAAAAAAGGCUGAGGAAAGUCCAAGAAAGAGGCUUCCCAAAGGAGAGGCUUUCCAAGCCAGUAUUUCAUCUGCAGCUACGUAUCAGGGCAGCUCUGCUUCUUCGCAAGGAACCCCUCUCCGAGAUCUCAUAUCGCAGCAGCACUUUUCUGGCUCUUUGCCGAUUCCAAGAGAGGAAUCUCAGGAGAAGACUGGACAUCAGAAGCAACCUAAGCCUUCCUCUUUCGAACACCCUCCCCACGUCUCGCAGCUUCAGCAGCACGCACUGUCACCAGCAUUCAUGUCUCCUGGGAAACCCGAGCACGUCCUUGAAGGGCCCACAUGGCAGCUAGUUGAUCCCGUAAGACCAGGUCCCUCUGGCUCCUUUCCAUCGCCCGGGCUUCACGCACACCACGGCCAGCUCUUACCUUCCCAUUCACCGAUCAUUCCUGGAGAGGACAUGCCGUCCGUUCAAAAGGUCUACAUCCCUCGCCCUUCACAGGUUCCCUUAAAACAAGCUGAGGAAGUGCACAAGAAGGAAAAGAAACCUCAGAAGCCAGGCAAAUACAUUUGCCAGUACUGCAGCAGGCCUUGUGCGAAGCCAAGUGUGCUCCAGAAACAUAUCAGGUCACACACAGGUGAGAGGCCGUACCCUUGCAUUCCAUGUGGCUUUUCUUUUAAGACUAAGAGCAAUUUGUAUAAACAUAGGAAAUCUCAUGCUCAUCGAAUAAAAGCUGGGCUGGCCUCAGGGAUAGGAGCAGAGAUGUAUCCGUCGAGCUUGGAAAUGGAGAGGAUUGGUGGGGAGGACUUUGAGGAGCCAACAGAAGGGGAAAGCACAGAUUCGGAGGAGGAGACGGGAGCGAUGUCGGGUCACCCUGCAGAGCUCUCCCCCAGGCAGAAGCACACCCUGCUGUCCAGCAGCCUGCUGAGCGCCGGGAGCCAAGGCUCCAGCCAUGACCGCUGUUCCCUGUCCCAUUCCAGUAUGUCUCAGUCGCUCGAGGACAGCAGCCAGUUUGCAGAGCCGCCAUCUGACCAAGCUCUGAGCCAUAAAUCAGAAGAUACCCACACGAUAAAGCAGAAGCUUGCACUCCGCUUAAGCGAACGGAAGAAGGUCAUAGAUGAACAAGCUUUCCUGAGCCCGGGGAGUAAAGGAAGUACUGAGUCGGGCUACUUCUCCAGGUCAGAAAGUGCAGAGCAGCAGAUCAGCCCCCCAAAUACUAAUGCAAAAUCUUAUGCAGAAAUUAUUUUUGGGAAAUGUGGUAGAAUUGGGCAAAGGACUGCAAUGUUGUCUACAAACACAACGCAGGGGUUUCCGCAUCUCUCGACUGAAGAGAAACCCAGUAUGGUACCAUUAUCUGUGCCUAGAACACAGGUUAUUGAACACAUCACUAAGCUAAUUACAAUUAAUGAAGCUGUUGUAGAUACCAGUGAAAUAGAUAGUGUUAAGCCUAGAAGAAGCUCUUUAUCUAGACGGAGCAGCAUUGAAUCUCCAAAGUCUGCUGCUUAUAGGGAACCAUUUCAGUUUGAUAUCAAGUCCGGUUCCGGUAGCCAGUUGGAUGCCUCAAAAGCGUUGACAUCCCAUGGUGAAAAAAUGAAGCCCGAACAAUCAUUGUUGUCACUUCAGCAAUCCCACAGUGCCACAGAGACAGUGCCUCUCCUAAGAAGCCACUCAAUGCCUUCUGCUGCAUGCACUAUAAGCUCCCCACACACCUUCAGAGGUAGCUAUUCGUUUGAUGAUCACAUCAUGGAGCCCGAAGUCUUAAGCCGCAGUCAAGCAUUUUCUUCCCAUCCUCGAAUGCUAAAACGACAACCAGCUAUUGAGCUACCUUUGGGAGUAGAAUAUGUCACGGAGGAGGUUAGCUCUGCGGGCAAAGAAACUGUUUCCAAACCUCCCGAGGAGCCUGAAACCAAGGAAAGCGAUCUUACCAAAAAAUCACGGAAGGGGACGAAAGUUAAAGGGUUCAUGUAUGAAUGUAAUGUAUGUGGUGCUCGGUAUAAGAAAAGGGAUAAUUAUGAAGCCCAUAAGAAAUACUACUGUUCAGAACUGCAGCUCUCAAAGCCACGUUCUUCCAUUUCCCAUACCUCUUCAGAGACUGAGAAAAAUGUCAUGGAUCCUGACACAUGGCCCCAAGUGAUGCAUUACAAGCUAGGGAGCACUUUGGAGCUUACCCCGCUCCGAAAACGGCGAAAAGAGAAGAGCCUGGGUGAUGAUGAGGACCCUCCAGCUUUUGAGCUGUCGGAUACUCCCUCCUCCAGCACUGGGCCAGGGGCUCAGUUUGCAAACCCGGCAUCAUCUGACAUCGCUUUAAACCUAACCCGUGAAUCCAUGAAGUCACCAGCAGACCCGGGGAAAUCCACACCUUCUGAUGUCAGUGCCAGCUUCCAUUCCAGGAACACCAAACUGGUUUCAAGCACGGAAGGCAAAGAGAGAAGGACAACCUCAAAGGAGAUCUCUGUCAUCCAGCACACGAGCUCCUUUGAGAAGUCCGACUCCAUCGAGCAGGUGAGCGGCUUGGAGGGCGAAGAAAAGCCCACACCACAGUUCCCAUCUCAGCCAACUGCGCAGCACAGCCGACCACAUCACUCCCUGCAGCCCAAGCUGGUGCGACAGCCCAACAUCCAGGUCCCAGAGAUUCUGGUCACGGAGGAGCCUGACAGACCAGAAACGGAGCCAGAGCCUCCUCCGAAAGAGCCAGAAAAAACAGAGGAGUUUCAAUGGCCACAGAGAAGCCAAACGCUUUCUCAGCUCCCUGCAGAGAAACUCCCACCAAAAAAGAAGAGGCUGCGACUGGCAGAAAUGGCUCAAUCCUCUGGAGAGUCCAGCUUCGAGUCGGUCUCUCUCACCAGAAGCCCGAGCCAGGAGAGCAGUGUAUCCCAUGGCUCCAGCCAUUCUGUGUCAUUUGAUAGAGAAGAUCACAGCAAGACGGAGCCCAGCAGCCAGCCUCCUGAAUCCCACUCCAAGCCUCCAGGUGUUGGCUCCCACAUGUUGAUGGUCCCAAGCCACCACCACCACCAUUCCAGGGAGAUGCGGAGAUCUGCCUCUGAGCAGACACCCAAUGUGUCCCAUGUUUCCCAGAUGUCGGAGACCCGCAGCAAGUCCUUUGACUAUGGGAGCUUGUCCUCCACACCUGCCUCCACUCCCGGCCCCUCCACCUCCUCGGCUCCCCAGGAGAGGAGGAAAUGCUUUCUUGUGAGGCAGGCAUCCCUCACCAGGCAUCCGGAGCAUGAGCCAGACCCAGCCCCAGCAGGCCGACCAGAGGCAGAAGACCCAAUUCCUUCCUCGAGCAAAUCUCCCUCAACAAGUUUGCCCCAUCAGCCGCCAUCUUCAUCCCCUUUGCCCUCUCACGGUACCUACCCAAGCGAUAAGAGCCAGCCAAAAGACAGCCCCCAGCCUGCAUAUACCCAGCCCUACACAGAAGCCCUACAGGUCUUCCAUCCCAUCCCCCAGCUAACGCUGCACGAAAAGCAGUACCUCUCCCCACAAGUUUCCAUAUUCCCCUACCAGCCCCUCCUGCCCCAGCCAGGGCAGCCUGCAGAGCUCUUUGCUGCACACACCAUGUCCGACCUGCUCUCUGCGCAGCUCACCGUGCCCCAGCUUCCCCCUUCCAUCUUCCAGACCCCUCCACUGCCCCUCCAGCAGACGCUGCUGCACCCGGGCCCGCUGCACCUUGCUCCGCCGCUGAUACCGCAUCCCACCGAGGUGCCCUUCAGGCAGCACCCCUCCUUCCUGCCAGUGCACUACCCCAGCUCCUCGCCAAUCUCCUCUGCCUUUUUCCUGCCUCUUCAGUCUCAGUUUGCUCUCCAGCUGCCAGAAGCUGGGGGACAUUUACCACAGCUCAAAUCCAGUUUAUUCCCAGCAGCAGGGACCUCCAGCCUUUCCCCGUGCACAGAAUACAGCUCGGACACUCGGUUGUACCCCCUGACCCGCACGACAAGUCCUUCGGUGCCCGUGUCCACAGCUCAGCUCGUCGUUCCCACGCGGUCGGACCCUGUGGUGUCCCUCGUGGUCCCCGUCCGCAUUCAGACCAACAUGCCGUCCUACGGGAGCGCUAUGUACACCACGCUUUCCCAGAUCCUGGUCACUCAAUCCCAGUGCAGUUCCUCUUCUAUCGUUCUCCCCAAAUUCGAUGAUUGCCAACCCAAGGGCACUCUGGUCUGCAGUGCUGAUGUGCACGGCCUUGGGUUUGAUCUAGCACAGAUGAUCACAGAGGAGCAAAGGAUUUUCCAGAGCCCGUACCUGAGGGUGCCUUUACCCCUGCCGGAGCGAAAGGGCUGCAUCCCGCUCACCUCCCCAGCAGACACCGUCCUUGGCCUGGAGGGAGGCCCGUCCACCGUUGGUGGAAGCAAGAGGAUGCUCUCUCCAGCGGGCAGUUUGGAGCUGACGAUGGAAACGCAGCAGCAGAAAAGAGUGAAAGAGGAGGAGGUGUCAGAAGCAGAGGGGAAGUUAGAAGUGGUGAAGCCACCCAGUGCAAUAGAGGAGGGGAAAAAGCAGGAUAAAGCUCACUUUCUUACCGAAAGCCAAGGCAGGGUUGAGGUUGAAACACCGCCUAGUUUGUCCUUAGAGCAGUCGGAGCUGAAGGAAACCCCGAGUACUUUGCAACAAGCCGUGUCCCGGUCCGGUUCUCCAAGCUUUGAGGCGCUGGAGGAGUAUCAGCAGCCAGCUGGCAAGCAGCCCCUUGUCAAGGCACCUUUACAAAGCGUGAAGAAAGAAGACUCCAAAGAGCCGGUGGAGCAGCCUCCACCAAGCCCUCCAAGCCCUGCACCUCUGUCCGAGGUCCCUUCAAGUGCAAUGAAGUCUCGAGAAGGUACGGAUAUGAAGAAGGUACUUCAGUUUCCCAGUCUCCACACAACCACUAAUGUCAGUUGGUGCUAUUUAAACUACAUAAAGCCAAAUCACAUCCAGCAAGUUGACCGGCGGUCUUCAGUGUAUGCCAGCUGGUGUAUUAGCUUGUAUAACCCCAACCUUCCGGGUAUAUCCACUAAAGCUGCCCUGUCCCUCCUGAGGUCCAAGCAGAAGGUGAGCAGGGAAACCUACACCAUGGCUACUGCUCCACGGCCAGAGGCAGGCAGGCUUGUCCCGUCCAGCUCCAGGAAGCCCAAAAUGACAGAGGUUCAUUUGCCUUCGCUCCUUUCUAAUGAAGGUCGAAAAGAUAUAACUAGAGCUGAGAAGGAAGAGGAUAAAAGAGGAAAACCAGAAGAAGAGGCUGUUGUAACCAAAAGAGGGGAGCCAGUCAGGAUCAAGAUCUUUGAAGGAGGGUAAGUGUCAAUUUUAUUUCUCUUUUUUUACCGAUUGUAUGGGAGUUGUUGGUUACAGUGAUGGCAAGUCAGUGGAGGUGCCGUGUGGAGGCCAGGUAUAGCUGGAUUCCAGAUUUCCUUCAGCAGCCACCUUGCAAACCCAGCCCUCGAGAUCAGCAGAUACUUCGGACUGCAUUCAUGUUCUUUUCUGAGUUGUCUUCAAUUAAGAGCCUCCUUGAUCUCAUCUGUGAGCAGGUGGUUGAGUGAAGACAGCUGAAGAGCACAAAUGCAUCCUGCAGCUGUUUCUGAUGUGGCAGAGAUGUCUUCUGCAUCCUUCCAUAGCCUUCUCCUGAAAAUGAACCUCCUGAUGGUUGUUGUCUUGUGAUGAGAAACUGGGGAGCUCCUUCCUUGGGUUUUAGAUGGGGGAGCAAAGAACCAUUGUAUUCAUGUGAUUUUAAACCCGCCCAACUGAAGUAGCUCAAACCAGAAUGGAUGCAAGGUCUAAAUUUGAUGUAUAUCUUUAUUCUUAGGUCCAGGUAAUGCGGAGUGUUAUUCAGUAAUUCAGCACUGGUCUAAUAUUAUUGUUUAUCUUUUCAAAAACGAAAAAUCAGUUAAUGAGUAGCAUGUCUGUAGGAUGCAAUUAGUUUCAUACUUCAAGAUCAUCCUUCCUGUGUGUUGCAGAAUCCUGAGCAGGAUUCAUCAGUUCUUCUCUUGCCAUUGGGUGGUCUCGGUUUUUGUGUGCUAGAAAAAGGCUUUAAUUAGUCAGUGGUUGUGGUUUUCUCUCUGCUGUUACCUGUUGAAGUUUGCUUUUAUUUUAAAAUAUUCAUUAACGGAUGAUCAAACCAUCUAACCAGAGGAGUAAAGCGGUGCUUUGUGAGAAGAAAGCUGCUUGUUGGCUCAGGACUGCUCACCUCUCACCCAGACUGCAUGCACAGCUCGGGUUUAGGUGUGUGUUGGCAAUGAGUGAUGAGCACUGAGGGCCAACCCUGAAAGGAG
Messenger RNA from Meleagris gallopavo (turkey), 7090 nucleotides. The record is from RefSeq and is a predicted model, not a curated record. NCBI's taxonomy places the organism in Eukaryota, Metazoa, Chordata, Aves, Galliformes, Phasianidae.